Molecule: messenger RNA, 3830 nt
Organism: Ornithodoros turicata
Lineage: Eukaryota; Metazoa; Arthropoda; Arachnida; Ixodida; Argasidae
Gene: cnc
Product: endoplasmic reticulum membrane sensor NFE2L1-like
Exons: 11
Coding region: 377-2752 (791 amino acids)
Biological process (GO): regulation of transcription by RNA polymerase II
Cellular component (GO): nucleus
Molecular function (GO): RNA polymerase II cis-regulatory region sequence-specific DNA binding; DNA-binding transcription factor activity, RNA polymerase II-specific
Source: RefSeq, a predicted model, not a curated record
UUUGAUUACUCAUUGUUAGCUGAGAUCUCGGAGGUGCGAAGUCCUUCUUCGAAUUUUGUCACCGUUUGCCUGGUUGCUUCGUGGUGGCGGAGAAUCGACACUGUUUCGUCUGCUGAGAUCGUCUGCUAAGAUGCUGCAUCUGCUACGACGCUGCGUCGCUUCAUGGCAACAGAGAAUCCGUUGACACCAUGGAGGACAAAGGAACAGCUCGUUUUCCUCAAGUGUUUACGGGUUUGUUUACUAGUACGCUGACUGUCCCAUCGUGGACUUUAAAAGUCGGCAAACGCAAACCUGACCGUUAACCGUCUCCUGGUGUUAGCAUCUGUGAUAAAGCUGUGAUACUUCGCUCUGAAGUGGACUGAACAUCGAUUCAAACAUGAUCAACUACAAGAAGUGUCUCGGUGUUCGCUCGACAAUCUUACAACUGCUGCUCGCAGUCAGUUUGAUACAGUUGGGUUCCAAUCCGGACAGCAGUUCGACGCCUAUGAACAGCGUCCGAAGUGUGCGAAUGGGCGUUCAUUCGGCGUUCGCACAGACCCAACCCCUGGCCAGCCCGAUCUUCGUGCAUCCAAAGAGUGUCGAUAAUUUUUACUCCGACCGAAUUUUCGCCGAACUUCACGAACUGGGCCUGCCGUCGUUCUUAAGCCGAAUAAGGACCCGAGUGUUUGCGUACUUGGCAGAAGAUUCCGGACCACCGACUCCCGAAAAGACGUCGGACACUUCAACUGCGUCUGCAAAUUUUGCAGUCGCCGAUGAUUCACAAGACAGUGGGUCACAAGAUUCGCAAUCAUCGGUUGGGAACCUCACGCAAGAGGACAUGGACCUAAUCGAAAUCCUAUGGAAACAGGAUGAGGACCUCGGUGUGUCGAGAGACAGGUUCGAUUUCCGCCUGGCAGCCGAAAAAAAGCAGGACACGCAGGUCAAGGGGGAGUCUACAGACGGAGCCUUUGCUCCGACGGAUGACAAGCCCAGCCCUUCUGACCUGGAGGUUCCCACGGAGGAGGCCAAUCCGUGGGAAGGAUUUGAAUACCGCAUUGACUCCGAAACUGGAGAGCACGUUCUGGGAGCGGACGUCGAGAAGGAGAAAGAGGCGUCAGGGGGAAACUGGCCCCAGAUCAGUGAUGAGGACACAGCCUUCAGUCUUCCAGAAGAGGACAGGGAUGCCCUCUUUGCGGAGCUCGAUAGGAUCUUCGAGGGAAGUUCGCCUCAGGCGGCGGACCUGUACCAGUCGGACGAUUACUGGCAGACGCAGGAGAGGAUGCCGGUGCCCAUGGUCUCUGCUGCUCCCCCUGGCAACUAUUCCGACCCUUAUCCACCGUCAGGGGUGUUGCUCCAGAACGCCACGCUGGGUCCACCGCCGCUCACAGAUUUCUUUAUGCCCGGUGCUAACACUUUCGGCACCGCCAUGUGUUCUGAUCUGCCUGGCGGCAACAGUACUAGCGUCUGUGAAGGCCCGACGUACGGCAAUGAUUUUCCCGACUACUUGUAUCCCGGGAAUGGAAGCAGUUGCAGCGGACCCCAGCCUGACUUCCUGUCGGCUGACUUUCUAGCGGACGAGGACCUGCACCUGAUGGACUUGAUGGCGUCUUCCACGGAGAUGAGCAGCGUCCCCUACCCUGUGGAGCUGACGGUGGCGGAGGACCGUGCGGACAACAGCAGCGACACUGGCGUCUCGUCCAUGUGUUCCGAACGUGUGCCCUCCAUCACCGAUGAUCAUGAGUGGUUGGACUCUGGGUCGGAGGCAUCGUCCCACACCAGCGGUGACGUGGACAGCUACCAUUUCCCCGGGGCUCAAAAGAAGUACAAGCUAUAUGGGCGCAAACCUUGUUUCGCAACGGGCGAAGCAGAAGUCCUCGCACCCUUUGGCUCCUACCCGUCAGUAUUUCCGAGCCGGCAGCCCAGCCACCAUUCCAGCGCCCGCAGGCACAGCCACAACAGCACGAGUUCGUCCAACAGCUGCAGCAGCCUGGACUCCGAGGACGGGCACCCCCUGAAUGGCUUCCUCGGUACGGACAAGGCGAGCCUUCCCUCUCCGAUCCACAGCCUACGGCCUCAGGCCCCCCGUCCCCUCUACGCCCUGCAGCACAACGAGCCACUGAAGAUAUCCCCUCCCAGACUGGCCUAUCAGCAUGGCAUGGCCAUACAGCACAACCACUCUUACUCCGCCGCCGAGGACGUUGUAGGGACGAGCAGCCACUCUGUGUCGAGCGAUGGCGAGCAGAGGGGGAGGAGCAUGGACGACAGCGCGGAAGAGCGUGCCCGGGCAUCAAGGGACGAGAAACGAGCUCGUGCGCUCGCCCUGCCCAUCAGCACUGAGGACAUCAUUAAUCUCCCAAUUGAAGAGUUCAAUGAGAAGCUGGCCAAGUUUGAACUGACGGACGCGCAGCUGGCCCUCAUUCGAGACAUACGGCGACGCGGGAAGAACAAGGUGGCAGCCCAGAACUGCCGCAAGCGCAAGCUGGACCAGAUCUGCUCCCUGCAGCAAGACGUGGAGCUCCUGCACCUGGAGAGGCAGGAACUGGAGGUCAGGCACGAGUCCCUGCAGACGACGCGGAACACCGCCCUAGACAAGUACAGCAGGCUCUGCCAGCUGCUCUCCAAGAGUUGCGAAGACUUCGGCGACCUGCGCCUGCCCGCCAACGGCACGACAAACUGUGUGUCCGUUUCUUCCGCGGUGAACGGUGGUGUGGCCCGUUCGGGAGAGGAUGAAGUGAAAGGGGCAAAGGCCAAGCGCAGGCUGCAGGAACAGUGAGAGAGAAGGUCACGGCCAAUGGAACGUGCUGCUCAAGUGACGCCCCCCGAGGCUGUUGUGUUGUUAACGCCUCGAAGAAGGAUAUCCGAGACUUGCGUGGAGCUACAAUUUUUUUUAUUUUUUUAAAUAUUAUGAGCAGUUACGUUGUUCCUUCUUUUUCUUUUUCUUUUUUUAACUCCGUUAAAGCACGAGCAUUGUGUUGGCUUCAAGCCUGAAUUGCUUAGCCGGAGCCGAAGCCAAAGCCUUAUUGAAGCCGACGUGUAGUCAAGUUUGAAGCCGAUUCGAGUCAGAAGUUAAGCCAUAUAUCAGCCAUCAGAGAGUGUCUUUAAAAGUGCAAUUCUUUUCUUCUUUUAUUUUUUCUUGCUGAAAAGGCUCUGAUGCAUAUGUUUUUGCCAACGUGCAGACGACACUGGGUUUGAAGUUUGAAGCCGUGCGAGAUACAGUGAAGUGUUGAUAGUGAAAGUGUUUUUUUUUGUUUUUGUUUUUUUCCCUCUCGAUUUUCAUGAGUGUCUGUUGGUCAUUGUAUACGAGCCCAAACAUAGAACGACGAGGACAAAUGAACUAUGGUCUGAUCUCGUACCCGCGUUUGUGUCACGCUGCAGGACAGUUUGUUGCAAGGAUUUCCACCGUGCGCACGUUUAAUGCCUGCAGAGUUAAUUUAAGCCUCAACGGUUGUUGUCUGUUUAAACUUUUUGGGCAUUUAAACGAGCAUCAGCUUAGGCAUGAUGGAUUUUGUGACUUAAAUGACGUGCCUUCCUUAUUUCUGGCGGCAUAUGGCUGCCCUGUAUAUUUUCACAUCUGUACAAACUCAUCACUAGACUAGGGGAGUUUUUUUUUUUUUUUACGUAUCGAAUUUCAUUUUGGGGCAGCGAGGUAUGCUUCGAGGGAUUCGUUUUUGGGUGUUGCCUUUGCGGUAAAAUAAAAGCGUAUUUUUUUGCGGGUGUGGAGGGUAGGGAGAGUUGAGAAAAUGAUUUUAUGGUUCUGAAGCAAGCUGUACAUUAUUUAUUCAUAGCCAUCACACUGGACUGAACCCUUUUGACUUAAAAUAAUUUGCGCUAAUAAAAUAUAUUAGUGGACA